UUUUCCUCCAUUUUUCUCCCUUAUAUUUCUCCCUCAUAUUCACCAUAACUUGUGACUUCUAAGUCUGAUACUUUGCCCUGACUCGAUACAACUCAUCCUUCUUUAACUUGGAGAAUUAGCUUAUCAGAGCAUUUCUCUGAUCGCAGAGAUUUUCUUGAAAACUUAUGAUGAAGAAAAACAUGGUUGCACAUGCUAGUGCUAGUCAUGGAGAAGAUGGUGAAGAGAAGAAGAUUCAGAAAAGCUACUUUGACGUGCUGGGAAUUUGUUGCCCUUCAGAAGUUCCAUUGAUUGAGAACAUUCUCAAAUCAAUGGAUGGGGUGAAAGAUGUUUCAGUAAUUGUCCCAACGAAAACAGUUAUUGUUCUCCAUGAUAGUAUUCUCACUUCCCAGUUGCAAAUAGUUAAAGCACUGAAUAAAGCAAGAUUGGAGGCAAGUGUUAGAGUACAAGGCGUCAAUAGUGCCAAAAAAAAAUGGCCAAGUCCAUAUGCAAUUGCUUCUGGGGUAUUACUUUUGCUGUCCUUUCUCAAAUAUUUCUACUACCCCUUUCACUGGCUAGCACUUGGAUCUGUGGCAUUUGGUAUCAUUCCAAUUAUUUUUAGAGCUCUAUCUGCGCUUCGCAAUCUCACACUAGGGGAUAUCAACAUCCUUCUUGUGAUUACAGUUGCGGGUUCAAUUGUUUUGCGCGAUUAUUGGGAAGCUGCCACAAUUGUCUUCCUGUUUACCAUAUCAGAAUGGUUAGAGUCACUAGCAAGUCACAAGGCCACUGCAGCAAUGUCAUCAUUACUUAAUUUAGUCCCACAAAGAGCUGUUUUAGCUGAAACUGGGGAAGAAGUUGAUGUUAAUGAUGUGGAGGUGAAUUCAGUUCUUGCUGUUAAGGGUGGUGAGAUUAUACCAAUUGAUGGAGUUGUUGUAGAGGGGAAUUGUGAUGUAGAUGAGAAGACUUUGACUGGAGAAUCGUUUCCAGUUAUCAAGCAGAAGGACUCCAAUGUUUGGGCUGGCACCAUUAAUAUCAAUGGGUACAUUAGCAUUAGAACUACAGAGCUUGCUGAAGAUUGCGUGGUGGCAAGAAUGACAAAGCUUGUAGAAGAGGCGCAGAACAACAAAUCUAGAACUCAAAGAUUCAUAGAGAAGUUUGCAAAGUAUUAUACACCAGCCAUUGUGUUAAUGUCAGCUGCUUUGGCAGUGAUUCCAGCUUCAUUAAGAGUUCACAAUCAGAAACAAUGGUACCACAUUGCUUUGGUUGUUCUAGUCAGUGCUUGUCCGUGUGCGCUUAUCCUCUCUACGCCUGUAGCUAUCUUCUGUGCACUUACAAAGGCUGCAAAAUCAGGUGUAUUCUUUAAGGGGGCAGAUUAUCUUGAGACGCUGGCUAAUGUAAAGGUUAUGGCGUUUGAUAAAACUGGUACGGUAACUAGAGCAGAAUUUGAAGUGACAGAAUUUAGAUCUCUGCUGGAUGAUUGUAGCCUAAGCAAUAUGCUUUACUGGGUUUCAAGUAUUGAGAGCAAGUCAAGUCAUCCUAUGGCAGCUGCACUGGUUGACUUUGCACAAUCACAUCAGGUUGAACCAAAACCGGACAAAGUUGAGAAAUUUCAGGAUUAUCCUGGUGAAGGAAUCUAUGGCAGAAUUGAUGGGAAAGAAAUCUACAUAGGAAAUUCAAAAAUCUCAGCAAGAGCAGGAUGUCCCUCUGUUCCCAAACUAGGAGGAAAUAUUGAUGAAGGGAAGUCGGUGGGCUACAUAUUCGUGGGGUCAACUCCUGCUGGAAUUUUUAGCCUUGCUGAUGUCUGUCGAACCGGAGCAAAGGAAGCGUUAAAAGAGCUUAAAUCAGCAGGCAUCAAAACGGUCAUGCUAACAGGGGAUAGCUAUGCAGCAGCCAGACACGCACAAGAUCAGUUAGGAGGUGCUCUAGAUGCUGUCCAUGCUGAGCUCCUGCCACAAGAUAAGGCAAAAAUUAUUGAGGACUACCAGAAGUUAGCCUACACAGCCAUGAUUGGUGAUGGAGUUAAUGAUGCUCCUGCAUUAGCUACUGCUGACAUUGGUAUAUCAAUGGGCAUUUCCGGCUCAGCGCUUGCAACAGAAACCGGUCAUGUCAUUCUAAUGACAAAUGACAUUCGGAGAAUACCAAAAGUUGCACGUCUGGCUAAAAGAGUCCGAAGAAAGAUACUUGAGAAUAUGAUUCUUUCAGUUGUAACCAAAGGUUCUAUAGUAGCCUUGGCCAUAGCAGGCCAUCCACUAGUUUGGGCUGCUGUCUUGGCUGAUGUCGGGACAUGCAUGCUGGUGAUCUUAAACAGCAUGCUUCUACUUAGAGAAAAGCCAAAACACCAGAGAAAAGGUUGCAAAUCUUCUGCUGCAUCAUCACUGGCCAACAAACAGAACAAGAAAUGUUCAGGAAGAGAUUCACUGCAUAUUCUUCCCUGUUGUUUUGCAAUAAAACCACAAGAACACUGCAGCGUGAAGUCAUGCGGUUCCAGGAACUGUGCUCCAAGACAUCAAUCUGGUCCACUGGGCAGCAGUUCAACCUCAUGCAGAAGUAGUAAAAUUGCAGAUUACACUGACAAGCAUAGUUGCUGUGGAAAUGAUAAGGGAAUCCAAAUGGAAAAAUGCUCAAAUCUUGGAAGCUAUAAUAGUGAUGUUGAACAUAUAGGAGAAUUAAGCACACAUCAGCAUGGAGAGCUUAGUUGUUCAAAGUCAAUUAAAAUGCUUGGCAAAAGUUUAUCACCUGCCAAAGAAGACAAUGGGAAAAGUUCUGAAAGUGAUUUGCUGCAUACUCAUCAGCCUUGUUGUCAUGCAAUUAAGCCUCAAAAACAGUGUGAGGUGGAUACAUGCUUCUCCAAGGACUGUGCUCCAACAUAUCAGUCAGGUGCAUUGAGUUCCAGCUCCAGAGGUACUAGUUGUAAAAAGUCAGAGUUCAAGAACAAAAAAAGUUGCUGUGAACGUGAUAAACAAGCUCGAAAGCCAAAAUGCUGUAAUCGUGGAAGCUGCAAAGGUAAUACUGAACAUAUAGGAUUGAGCACACAUCAUCAUGGAGAAAGCAAUUGUUCAAAGUCAUCCAAAAGGCAUGCAUUUGAUGAUGGGGUAAAUGAGAUCAAACAGUGUUCCUCCUUCAAUUGCAAAUCUUGUGGCUCUUCUGUUCAGGAUUCCCAACUGAGUUCCAAAACUGAAGUUGAGGUGAAACUUUGCCCAGAUCAUCCAAAAGAUCACAUCACUGCAGAUGAAGAAUUAGGUGAGCUGAAAAGAUUUUGUUGUGGUCAUGAUCAGGGGGACAAUUUUCAAUCUUUGUGCAAGGAUCAUUCUGCAGACUGCAGUCCACCAUAUCAACAAACGACCACUGAUAUUUUAGGAGGCCACAACCAUGUUGGCUGCGGAGCCCCAAGGGCUUGCUUGUCAAAGAGACAUGUUGGUGGAUGUUGUGAGAGUUUUAGGAAAGAAUGUUGUGUUCACAGUGGACAUUUUGAAGCCAGUUUCAGAGGAGGUUUGUCAGAAAUCGUCAUUGAAUAAGAAUAGACAACUGUAUUAUUAUCAGAAGCAGUGUUCUAUUCAGAAGUUUUGGUUCCUAAUUCCUGAUAUAGAGAAUGAGUUUUCUAUUCUCUUCUUCUUUUCUUAUUCGAUUAAUGUUUUUCUGAAAUUUGCAUAGCCUAUAGUUUGGUUAUGCCUCCUGUCUUGCUCUACCAAGUACUACUAUUAUUAGGAGGAAAAAAACCAGUAAAAGGAAGUGCAGUUUAUUGGUC
This is a messenger RNA of Coffea eugenioides, 3721 nucleotides long. RefSeq names its product cadmium/zinc-transporting ATPase HMA3-like. The transcript has 10 exons. Gene Ontology annotation, molecular function: ATPase-coupled monoatomic cation transmembrane transporter activity; zinc ion transmembrane transporter activity; cadmium ion transmembrane transporter activity. NCBI's taxonomy places the organism in Eukaryota, Viridiplantae, Streptophyta, Magnoliopsida, Gentianales, Rubiaceae. Gene Ontology annotation, biological process: monoatomic cation transport. Bases 165 to 3491 code for a protein of 1108 amino acids. The record is from RefSeq and is a predicted model, not a curated record. Gene Ontology annotation, cellular component: membrane.